Messenger RNA from Carassius auratus (goldfish), 4234 nucleotides. RefSeq names its product kit ligand. Gene Ontology annotation, molecular function: stem cell factor receptor binding; cytokine activity. The transcript has 10 exons. NCBI's taxonomy places the organism in Eukaryota, Metazoa, Chordata, Actinopteri, Cypriniformes, Cyprinidae. The record is from RefSeq and is a predicted model, not a curated record. The coding region runs from base 302 to 1120 and encodes 272 amino acids. Gene Ontology annotation, biological process: positive regulation of cell population proliferation; cell adhesion. Gene Ontology annotation, cellular component: plasma membrane.
GAGAUGAACUGCGGUGGGCGGGAGCGCGCAGGAGUCACACGAUAAAAAGGCUUUGCUCUUGAGAAAAAAACUCUUGAUUCUUUCCGCAGCCUUCCGUCCUCCAUCGUGCGGUAUGAAGCGUCUACCUGGAUACUUACCAUCAUUACGCAAAUUUAGGUGACUUUCUUUCCCUCCCGAUUUGGAUUCUACUUUAUGAUGAUUUUGGAUAUGUACCUUUGGGAUGAAGAGAACCCUUUCCCUGCCCGCCGAAGUAAGAUAAAAUAGGGUUUCGCUGCCACUGGAGUUACUCCUCUCGUUCCAUAUGAAGAAGUCAAACAUUUGGAUAUGCACCUGUGUCCAUUUCUUGCUGUACAUGACAGUUGCUGCCUAUUCCAGUGAAAUAGGAAAUCCCAUUACAGAUGACAUCAAGAAAAUUUCUUUCCUGAAACAGAAUAUUCCAAAAGACUACAGGAUUACAUUACGUUAUAUACCUAAAGAAGUGAGUGGUAUGUGCUGGGUGAAGCUAAAUGUAUUUCACUUGGAGGUGAGCUUAAAAGGCCUGGCGCAGAAGUUUGGGAACAUAUCCUCCAAUAAAGAUAAUAUAGGCACUUUGGUCCAAAUACUGCAAGAGAUGCGGUACCACAUCGGAUAUGGCUUGGAGGAUUCAAUGCUAGAAUUCGAUUGUCACUACGGAAAUGAGAUGUGGCUUACGGCCAAGUAUUUUGAAUUUGUGGAGGACUUUUUCAACACUGCCAAUUUGUCAAGAGAUGUCGAGGACUGCGAGCCCCCACCAUGUCCCACAUCCACAAAAACAACAGUAACGACAACUACGACGUCGUCGACAUUGUCAGCGCAACAUAGUACAAAUGAGAAACAUAACAGUUUGCCUGAUGACCCCAAAAAAGGGGCAUUCCUUCCGAAAGUUGUGCAGAACAGUCUUAUGUCGCUCCUCGCCAUCCCGUUCAUCGCCGUGGUGGUGUUUCUGAUGGUCUGGAAGAUUAAAUCUAGAAGAAACGCCCCGCAAACUGAACGGAGUCCGGAAGAAGGUCCCGCCCUUUUCUCAGGAGAGGAAGCCAAUAUACCCCCAUUAGAUGUGGAGAUAUCUGAAAAAAACAGAUUAAAUAUUAUCAUGGCAGUUUAAAUCCAGCCCCAGCUUAACCAACUCAGUCAGUCCUUCAGACGGCACAACGGACAGGAACACACAAGCACCACCUCCGAAAGAUUCUCUUACUGAACUUCUAAUUGUGAAGGACGCACACUGGCCUGAAAGGCAACAAACUGCUCUUUGAGAACUGAUGCCCUCUCUUAUCAACCACUGCUGAGCCCUUUGGGGUAGAUAAGGUUGCUCCUUCUGAGAACUUCUCUGAGUCACUCUUCAUGCUCUUCAAAGCUUCCUUCUCCUCUUGGAGACUGCAAAGAGACUGUGCAGGGGGAAUUUGACGGAAAACAGAAUGAAAGCAACACAGCAUUGGAUUCAAGUGGAGAUGUCAAAUAGCUAAACGCAUUUUUUCAAGCACAGGAGCCGCAGUUCAGAAGGAGGGCAGCCAUAUUGUUGCUUGAGAGCAGAUGGCCAUCUAAAAGGAGUUUAAGCAGAAUGACUACCUCCAGCUGCACUGGUCCAUCUCCUUCUUUAUUUCUUUGUCCUUGUUCUUUCUCUUUCUUUUGGUCUGGGUGUCUAGAUAGACGCCUUUUCAGUUUUUUGAGUGCUUGAAUCAGUAAAGUCAUUCUCAGAUUGUAUCAUCGGAUUUGUGAAUUGUUUUUGUUGUCACUAUAGACUGGUGGUGUGGACUUAAUUUAUUUAUUACUGAAUAUGACAUGACACCUGCAUGGCAACAAAUAUCGAUAGAGACGAAGAAUACAAGAUCGUCUCAACCUUAAAACAUAUCCCGCAAUCCUUAAACGCUUUUGUAUUUUGAAAAAUAAACCAUACAUUCAUACUAGCCGCAACCUUGUAAGAACCAGUAUAGCUUCUCAGCUGCUAAAUGCAUUCAUGUGAAUCUGUUUUAAAAGCUGUUAAUCAAAUAUUAAAGUCUAUUCAGUACACCCGCGAUUAUGUAGUUAGUUUCACAUUGUGGCUUUUUCUAAAGUCUGUUUCAGUGUUUUUUAAAGUCCCUUAGUCAAAGAAAAUUUCUGGUGGCUGCUAAUUUUAUAGACGACUCUGCUUUUGUCAAUGGUCAUGAGUUUUACAGUUUGUAGAUUUUAAUUAAGAAUUAAAAUCUGAUUUUCCUGCCAUACUAGAGUGCGAUGCAUCUGUCAGACUUAAAAUAUGGGUCAAAGUGAGCUCCGCUAGUAUUACAUCAAACAAAACGGUACACCUCUCACUACGAAAAGUGACUUGUUUGAAUACAGAAACUCAGUGGUCCUUUGACGCCGUCUGAAUAUCUCGCUAGCAGUACAAAGUAACCGUAAUAUAAAACCUACACAUAUGCUUCUACUCAUAUUUUUGUGCCUUUUCAUAGCAUGGCUCUCCCUGUAAAGAUUCUUUUUUGGAUAACCAGCCAUAUAUUUAUUACAGAAAAACAAAAUAAUAUAAUAAUGAUAUUGCACUAGUUAUAUUCAAGAAAAUUACUCUAGGACAUUUCAGUUGACUUUCCAAGAGAAACAAAACACGGUUCCGGUCUCCUGCUGAGUAUGAAUCAAUUUAUGCAUGUUCACAUCUGACGUCUUACAUGGUUUGCGCUUAAUCUGUACAUACUGAUUUAUGAUAGCAGUGACUCAUAUAGACAAGUGCUAAUGAUUUUAAGACGAGACUCAAUGGCAAGACUCAGUUAGAUUUGAUUUGUACCCUGCUUUCUCCAAAUGGUUGUAAUGAUCUCUAUUCUGUUUUGUAGGAAAUAACCUGUUGUCUGCCAAGUCUUCGUUUUCUUAGUUAAAGCACAUAAAUUUUUUAAGAUACAGUAUGUAAUGUGAAGGUGAUAUUUGGUGUGUACUGUCUUGUACUGGCUAAAGGAAACUCCACCCCAAAAUGAAAAUUUUGGCAUCAGUCACACCCCCAUGUCGUUCCAAACCCGUAAAAGCUUUGUUCAUCUUCAGAACACAAUUGAAGAUAUUUUGGAUGAAAACCGGGAAGCUUGUGACUGUUCCAUUAACUGCAGGUAAAAUUCACUGUCAAGGUCCAGAAAAGCAUGAAAGACAUCGUCAGAAUAGUCCAUCUGACACAGAAGAGACAAAUUGUUGAAUAAAGUCAUUAUUUUUGUUUCCUUCACAUAAAAAAAGCAUUCUCGUGGCUUCAUAAAGUUACGGUUGAACAACUGAUGGCAGAUGGACUAUUCUGUAAUUUAUCUUCUGCCUUCUGGUUUUCAUCCCAAAUAUCUUACACUGUGUUCCAAAGUAGAAGAAAGCUUUUAAGAGUUUAGAACAACAUGGGGGUAAGUGCUUGACAAAAUUUUCAUUUUGGGGUGGAGUAUCCCUUUAAGGUGGAUGUUUACAAAAACUCGUAUUAACAUUGGCCGCAAUGGAAAAUGCUCUCAUUAUAGUGUUCCAACUAUUUUCUUGCAGUUAAUCCGACAAUCAUUCUGAAGCUCUUGGUGGGGCAUAUCAGUGUAAGUAUUUGCUUUUUCCAUCACAGAUUUCCUGUAAUCCACUCCAGACCAUUUCAGUUUAGUUCAGGGCAGCGCUGGUAAUGUAACAACAUGAGGUCACAGAUGAUAAACAUGCUAAAUUAAUUUGUACACUCGAAUUGAUUCAGGAACCUCCGUGAACUGACGAAGUUUUAGCUUGUCUAGAGGGUGAUGAAGCUUCCUUUGGUGUGUUUGUUGGUGCUCUGAUAAGGUUCCAUGUAGAGAGUCAAUAAGUAAUUUGUGACAGAUAAGCUGCACCAUAGAAAUCUAAAUAAGUGGAACAUUCCUAAAUGUUGUAUGAGUUUUGUGUGUGAAACUGAAAAAGUGAGCUAGACACCCCCCCCCCCCCAAACCACAGACCACAUGCCAGACAGUGAAAUUCCCACCAAUGCCCUGAGACUACUGGGAAGGCACUGUUGCUCCAAUUUGCGAUGCUGAGAUGAGAGGGACUUACAAGGGAACCAUACCAGGAUUUUUCAGAUUUGGCAACUCCCAACUGCCGCCAUUGGAUCCUGCAUCAUGUUUGUAAUGCAGACUGCAGAACAUAGCUAGUCAGGAAGCCAGUCAGGGUGCCAAAAGUAAACAAGGAAUUGUGGCCCAGUCAUUGACUGGGUGACAGUCUACUGUAUUCUGUAUUUUAUAAGAAUAUAUGCAAAUAUAUGUAUGAGAUGUAAAUAAAGUACAUUUAUCACUGA